Strongylocentrotus purpuratus (purple sea urchin) is the source of this 3564-nucleotide messenger RNA. Its product is annotated as protein artichoke-like. Gene Ontology annotation, molecular function: protein binding. The transcript has a single exon. NCBI's taxonomy places the organism in Eukaryota, Metazoa, Echinodermata, Echinoidea, Camarodonta, Strongylocentrotidae. The coding region runs from base 331 to 3396 and encodes 1021 amino acids. The record is from RefSeq and is a predicted model, not a curated record. Gene Ontology annotation, cellular component: extracellular matrix.
GGGUCACGCUCUUGUUUCCGACAAGAUCGUGAGAGGAUACCGAACAGAGGUAAACUCGAGACAUCUUACAUGUUUCUUUUCAUUAGAAAGGAGAGAUACUCAUGAAGGAGGACACACAUCUUUCUCCAGCUCCUAAGUUCGUGCGAAACUUUUGCGUUCGCAUAACUGUACAUUGUUGGUAUAUCUUAUAACAUCUCCGUGCAGAACGGAUAAUCUAUAAAGGCCUGCUUUUAAACGUAUCCAUUCAACGAUAUCGGCGGUGUUGAAAUUGGCGCGAGUUUCUACGAAAAGGAAAGUUAAGCGAGCGCGGAACUACUUCUUUUUUUUACAAUGGGUGGAUUAAAGUUUCUCAUCGUAUUCGUAAUGAUAUUCUCGGGGCAAAUCAGGUUUACUGAGGAAACCUUCGAAGAAUGUCCACCACCUUGCUCAUGCGGUAAUAAUGGUCCACCAUUUUUUUACUUGGACUGUUCCGCUCAAGGGAUCGAAUCGCCGUCCGAAAUCGACUACCCCACCGAUAUCUAUCGCCUGCAUCUAAGCUACAACCAUAUUCGCAUCGUGCCUCGCGGGGCUUUCCGCACCCUGCGAUUUCUUUCUUACCUUACUUUAGCCAAAAAUCUCGUGGAAACACUCGAGGAGGGUUGUUUCGAAGGAGCCUACAACUUAAAUGAACUCUCCUUGUCUGGGAAUCGAAUCGUCAACUUGGAAGAAGUGCACAAAUUAUCACAAGUGAAAACUCUAUUCCUCUCUUCUAAUUUGAUCGAACAUUUCGCCCAAAAAGAGACAGAUCAGUUUACUUUAGUCAUGACCAGGCUGUAUUUGACGAAGAAUUACCUGUUUAGGCUGCGAGAUAUCCGACAUAGCAUCAGUGAGCUAGAGGUACAAGGCAAUAGAUUGACUGUAUUUGAUGCACACGAGAUGAAAAAUGCAGCUUUCUUAACCCGACUUAACAUUGCAGAAAAUUUUCUGACAUACAUCCCCGAUCUCCGAAAUAUGUCUCGGCUUGAAGCACUUGAUCUUAGUGGAAACCUAAUCCACACCCUGCAUGCAUGUCUACCGGACACGAUCGAAUCUAUUUGGCUGGUGCGGAUGAAACGUCUCUCUGCCUUAAGUAUUGCAUGCUUAACGCCAUCAUUAUCCAUCCGCGUUAAAAGCAAAAGCUCUCUACUGGGUUUAGAACGACUGCAGGGUAUCUCUAUUCUAGAAGUAGAAGGGACACGUAUUUCUAACAACUUUAAUUUCAUGCAUCUGCCGAAAAUGUCAUCUUUAUCUCUAAACGCUUGCCAACUGACCGGUGAGUUUGUUAUCUCCAUGUCCAGAAUGCCAAACCUGACAUAUCUAACCUUAUCCAACAAUCAAUUUAAAAAUAUAGCCGUUUCCAUUGAAGUUCCAGGCGGAAACGUUGGCAAUCAAACAGAGCAGCCUAGCAUACAACGGCUAUACCUGGAUAAUAAUCAUCUCACUGAUAUAUCGUUUGUAAAUGUCCUUCCCAAACUGAUAAUUCUUCGAGUCAACGGUAAUAAGGUGAGACAUAUUGCCGAGAAUGAUAUUACUAAUAUCUCAACAUUGAGGGUAAUUUCCCUCGCAUAUAAUGAGAUAGUCAACCUUCAAGGGUUGAGAUCACUACCCGAUCUCAUAUACGCAUAUCUCGCAAAUAACCGAAUAAAAACUAUUCACCCUGACACAUUUUCCGAUUGUUCGCAACUUAAAUAUCUUGGUCUUAAUGCAAACGAACUCGAAUCAUUCGUUCUUCAUCCUGCGCUGGCCCCAUCGGUCUUAUUCGUGAACCUGGCUAACAACCGCUUCGCGCAUCUCGAUGCCGAUUCAUUCUCAAACGCGCAGAAACUUCAAGAACUUAACCUGACGAAAUGCGGUCUACAAAGUAUCGAACUUUCGCCUAUUCCAACACUUCGAGUUUUAAUUCUACAAGGUAACCACUUCAACAGAAGCAAACAUGUCAAUCUAGAGAGCUUUCCGAACCUUAUCAAACUAGACCUGAGUGAAAACCCCAUAGAAUCUGCAGAUAUGAUUAAAAAUAGCCGACUGAGAUCUCUGAUUGUACGGAAUUGCAAGUUAAGAAACCUUUCAUUCCUUGGCAACACCACGACUCAUGAGAACAAUUUGAAAGCUCUUAGUUCAAUCGACAUAGAGGGUAACGAAAUUUCUGACCUGUCCCCCCUUUCGGGUAAUAGAACUGUUGAUUAUUUCAAGGCAGCUAAUAACCAAAUCCGACAAAUUCGGCCAACAUUCUUUAACCUCAAGCACUACGAUUUGUCUGGAAAUCGUGUAGGUAGAUCUUUGAUUGGACCGACCGAUAGCUGCGAGAAUUUAUCUGUACUGAACCUGAAGGACAAUUUGAUAGUGUUCAUAUCUGCUGAUUAUUUCAUAUCAUGUAAUAAGUUAGUCACAUUGGAUCUCAGUGUUAAUCCACUGAACAACAUCGGCCAUGCUGUGCUUCCCAAAGAUUUAGCCGGAGUCUCCUUAGACUUCUCUUAUUCUGGAUUUACCUACGAAGGUAUAAACGAAGUCAUCAAGGACCGAAAAGUCAUUUCACUGCGAUUUAAUAAUGUCUCUAGCUUUGACAACGAACCCAACGCGGUAAUUAUGCACUCAGAAUUACUGGAACUCUUUUUAGGAUACAAUCAUUUAAAAACUUUUCCUAAGAUUAACUGCCGACGGCUUUUCACAUUAAUGCUUAACCACAAUGGUCUAAAGGAGGUGUCUGGAAGUGUCUUCGCUUCUCUCCGUUUGCUGAAUAUGUUAGACCUAAGCAAUAACCAGUUACGGGAGAUCACUUCAGACAUGUUUGCCCAUACAUGUCAUCUUAAUCAAAUAUUCCUAGAGAACAACCAAAUAUCAAAAAUUGCCGAAGGGUCCUUUCAUGCCCUGAACCAACUAGAAUCGCUCACUAUGUCCAACAACAUUUUAAUCAAGCUUGGUUUCAACAACCUGCCUCGAUCUUCCCUUUUAACACAUUUUGACUUCAGUAACAACAGCUGGUGCUGCAGUUGCCAGUCAUCAGCAGAGCUUCGGCUGUGGCUGCUUGCGUCGGAUGUCGACUCGGUGAUCUGCCAGAGUCCCGUCAGGUUCCAAGGAACAGACCUGUCUUCGAUCACCGAGAAACAUCUUUGCUCUCGGGUCAGAUCUGAUGGAGACGAAGCAGAGGAAGAAGAAGCGAGCGGUUUCGAUUUUUUCGAUGAUCUAUUCAUGCCAGAACUUUUUCAUCGGUCAGAAGGGGACGUUUGUGAUAGACCUACCAAUUUUAAUCUGACAACUACGACGAAGAUCCCUGUAACCAUUUCAUCUGGCACAUCCAAACUGUACAGAUUGAUCUGCUUUGAUCUUUAUUUGGCCCUUUUUGCAUUUUUUUUAAAUCAAGAGGGGGUUGUUGAUAUAUAGUUGUUCAUUCACAAGACUCUCCACCCCAUUCACAAGACUCUCCACCCAAGUGUUGAGGGUUCAAAUUCCUGCCUGACCAUGUGAUCCUUUGGCAAUAUUGAUUUUGAUUCAUAUUUACUUUCCGGUCACCACUCAGGUGUUAAUUAAUGGGAACUUAAUAUGCCACAA